This is a messenger RNA of Fusarium musae, 570 nucleotides long. RefSeq lists its product as uncharacterized. Gene Ontology annotation, molecular function: basic amino acid transmembrane transporter activity. Gene Ontology annotation, cellular component: fungal-type vacuole membrane. Gene Ontology annotation, biological process: transmembrane transport; basic amino acid transport. Lineage: Eukaryota; Fungi; Ascomycota; Sordariomycetes; Hypocreales; Nectriaceae. Bases 1 to 570 code for a protein of 189 amino acids. The record is from RefSeq and is a predicted model, not a curated record. The transcript is spliced from 3 exons.
AUGGCAACUUCUGGCGAACACAGAGAGCAUGCGGAGAAUCGGUGCUUCACCAAUGAAGAAACUCCCUUACUCGCAGACCACAGUGUCACCACCAGUGAUGCCGCAGGAGCUGAAGAAUCGCUUAUUGCUUUGUCCCCAUGGCGGAAGCCUAAGUACUUCCUUCUGAUAGAGACCGCUAUCUUCACCAAUGUCUUCUUUGCAGGUUUCGAUGGAACAGUAACUGCUUCUACCUACGCCGUGAUCAGCUCCGACCUACAGCAAUCCAACCUCGCCUCAUGGAUAACUACAUCAUACAUCUUGACAAGUACAGCCAUUCAACCACUCUACGGUCGCUUCUCGGAUAUUCUUGGUCGGCGUGCAUGCCUCCUAAUGGCGACAGCUGUUUUUGGUCUUGGAUGCUUGGGAUGUGCUUGUAGCACCAAUAUGGCCACUCUCAUUAUGAUGAGAGCUUUGACAGGACUCGGUGGCGGAGGAUUGAUGACUAUGAGAAUCAGCGAGGCAUCUACCAAGCCUUCCAGAAUAUCCUCCACGGAUCAGGCGCUAUAUUCGGUACAACCCUCGGUGGUGUAA